AUGGCUCGAUGGCUAAUAGAGCUCUACGCGGCCCUGUGCCCUUUGACUCUUGCCCUCAGGCUCGAGCAGCAGGUCUUCAUGUCUUCCUCGAACUCUGUCGACCCAAAUUCGAACCUAGGCGAUAACUCGGACGCGGGUUGGCGGGUAACGUUAUCGCGACAUGUCGACGUACUCGGCCCGUUCCCUAUACACGCUCGGGAGCAGCACUUCCUCUCGCCUGCUUUCCCGCUUGACUUGACCGGCCCCAUCGACCUCAACGCGACAUACCCAUCAUCCUACUCAGACGGUGGACGCGUCGGCUGGUCAAACGUCACCUUGCAAAACUCCGGCCAGAUACUCGUUUCGUAUCCCAACAUCAGAUGGCAACAACUCCGCGCAACAGAAGGCUGGGCAGCACUCCAACAUCACAGCGUCCUUCGCACAACUCUUACCGUCCACCCGCCCGCAGAUAGGGCCACGCCGCUGCCACCUCUCCUAAUCGACCUUCUUCAAGGCUCUUUUCUCGCGCUCUUACCACAGGAACAAGACCGCGAUGAGAAGACGGUCCCCGAAUGGUACUCCGGUAACAUCUACGACCUCACUCGAUACGUGACUCCCGCUGUACGAUUCCCGGUUCCGCCUUCUAUCUCAGAACCGACGAAGUAUGAUCUAUUCGUGAGCGGAGACUACGAGAUUCGUCUAUUCGGCGAUCCUGGACCCGAUACUCCUCCGACGCUCGAUAUAACACUCGGUGCAGAAUUUGCGCCAUUGUCUUCCGGAUUGGUGCACCAGCCUUCGCACGACGCGAUACCCAACUUCGUAAAUGGCUUUGCACUCGGCGACGCUCUGGGUGUCGGUGUACGCGGUUACGGCGACGACACCUGGUCCUUAGCCAGCGCGAAAGUCGCCGAUUCUCUUCCUGCACUCGCGGUGAACAUCGUCUCUCCCAUCAGACUAGCACCCAACCAAAUCCGCGUACUGCCUCUCCGCAUCACACACUACGCGCCGCUUCCAACCGAUGUGAAAACCAUUCCGAUCGAGCUGGUGUUCACGUUAGAUUCUCAAGCUGAUCCAGCGCAUUUCACCGUCAAUGUACCCAUCCGCCACAGAACGUUUCCCGGCAAGGGCAUCAUCGCCACUUACAUGUACGUGGAGAGCAUGCCGACCGCGUUCGCGGUGAACAGUCCGACUGGAACGAGCGAGGCGGGUGAAGAGCGUGCAGCUGUGCUUGCGCUGCAUGGUGCUGGAGUCGACGCGAUCAGGAUGCAGAUGUGGCACGACGCGCUUCCGCAGCGGCGCCACAGCUGGACGAUCUUGCCCACAGGGCGCACACCUUGGGGUCUCGAUUGGCACGGUCUCUCUGCGAAAGAGGCUUGGGCGAGCGUCGAUGCACUUCGCACGAUACUUUCCUCGCGUGAUGAAUGGGUCGGUUGGCGUAUGCCCGCCGAUCCACGCGUCGUACUCGUUGGCCACUCGAAUGGCGGUCAGGGUGCAUGGCACAUCGCCGCUCGAUGGCCCGAUAGAGUCAUUGCAGUCGUUCCCGCUGCGGGCUACAUCAAAGCGCAAGCAUAUGUCGCUCUCGUUCAGAGCCACUCGGCGCACUACAUCGAUCCUGCCCUUCGCGGUGUGCUUGAAAGCGCAUACACACCUGAUGAUAACGACCUGUUCCUAUCGAACCUCGCACAUCAUCCCAUCCUUGCUGUGCACGGAGGUGACGAUGACAACGUUCCAACAUGGCACGGACGCGAACAAGUCUCCAUCGUAGAGACCUGGGCUCGCGACGCCGGGAUCUCAGCCAACAUCACAUUCAAGGAAGAUCCUGGACAGGGCCACUGGUACGAUACCAUACUCGACAACGAGCAAGUAUCAACCUUCAUCGAGUCUCAACUCGUCGAACCUGCCUCGAAUGCAGUUGUACCGGCACGCUUCACUCUGACAGUCGCAGCUCCCGAAGAAAGUGGUUCGCUCUUCGGCUGGGAAGUUCUCAAUGUGAAGCACUUCGGACGGUUGGCCCGUGUGUCCGUCGAGUUUGUUGAGCGUGCCAUGACCAUCAAGACGUCAAACGUACAGAUGGUCAAAAUCGGCCGUCUUGUGUCUGGGACGACCCGUAUAAACAUAGACGGGAAAGAUGUGCAAGUCAUAUCUGGUUCGACGCUGAACCUUGUACCCGCGCAAGGCUGGGUGCAAUAUGAUCUUCCUCACCGCCCACAGCGCACGACCUUCCGCGCUUCCUCGAUCCUCACAUCGCCCGCACCGCUUCGCCUCAUCAUCCCGGAUGCUCCCACGCCAUCCGAGAUUGCCGCGGCUUCACGUAUCGCCCACGUUCUCCAGUUGUACUAUGCCCUCGACUCAGUCAUCAUAUCCGACUUUGAGGCACUCCGCCUUCACACGGAAGGAACGCUCGGCGCCGGUAACAUCGUCGCGAUUGGAAAUGUUGCGCGGGGUAAUUUUGUGCGCAAGAGCAUCGAGAGCGGGCGAGGCGCGUUCCAGCUGAACGGCGAUGUGCUAUAUGUCAACUGUGUUGUUGCUAGACAAGAUGAGGGCGUGCUCUUCCUGCAUCCACAUCCUACGACAGCUACGUCUUCGAUGCUCGUUCUCGCAGCGUCCGACGAUGCCGCACUAGAGCGUCUCGUUCGCCUUUUCCCAAUGCGUACGGGCAUUGCCGUUCCCGACUGGCUCAUCGUAACUCCCGACGCUGAUACUUUCAGCGCUGCGGGUGUCCGCGCUGCAGGGGUAUGGGACGCGGACUGGAAGUACAGCGCAAUAGGAUCCUGGCACGAUUAA
Peniophora sp. CBMAI 1063 is the source of this 2763-nucleotide messenger RNA. NCBI's taxonomy places the organism in Eukaryota, Fungi, Basidiomycota, Agaricomycetes, Russulales, Peniophoraceae. The record is from the annotation of a GenBank genome assembly.